Hydra vulgaris (swiftwater hydra) is the source of this 2094-nucleotide messenger RNA. Its product is annotated as nuclear RNA export factor 1. The record is from RefSeq and is a predicted model, not a curated record. Gene Ontology annotation, biological process: poly(A)+ mRNA export from nucleus. Gene Ontology annotation, cellular component: cytoplasm; nucleus. Gene Ontology annotation, molecular function: RNA binding; protein binding. NCBI's taxonomy places the organism in Eukaryota, Metazoa, Cnidaria, Hydrozoa, Anthoathecata, Hydridae.
UUUCAGCGUUUUUUUGUCUCGAUAAUGUUCUGCUAUUGUGAAUAAUGUUUGAAAUAAUAAACUGGAGCUCAAUAUAGACCUAAAAUGGCUUUUAGGGGCUUCAAAAAAGCAAUUAAUGAUGCAAAUUUUUCAGUAAAUAUCUCUUCUAACGGUACAAGAUCGAUCGAAAGACGUUUAAGCGAAGGUGGAUUUGAAAAUCGACGUUGUUAUACAGAUGGGUUUGAAAAUAAAUCUAAUACAUCAAGUUAUCGUGGGUCUGGUUCAGGAAAUAAUGGUGGUCGUUGGAAAAGAGGAGGUAGUUUUAAUAAUAGAAAUGGUGGUGGCAGAGGAUAUGGAAAAGGAAAUUUUAAACCAAAGCAUAGAUUUGUUGAUGAUGAUGAUGAUGGGGAUGCAAGAAUGAGAGAUGAAGAGCAUUUACAUCGCAGUAAUUAUGGUGGCAGUGGAUUUGGAAACAAAGAAAGAGAUAGAGAUGAAAGUGAUUGGUUUAAAGUUGUAGUGCCAGAAGGCAAAAAACAUAAUCGAGACUGGUUGCUAAACAAAAUCAAGCAAAUAGCAAAGGUUUCCUUUGAAGAAGUUGACUACCAUACUUUUAAAGAUAAUAUUGUUUUUUUUCUUAAAGGCCAAAUGAUUGCAGACGCUGUUCAAAGUGCAAGUAACAUUGUCACUACUAAAGAUGGGUCAAAAUUGUUUUUUACUGUACGGCCUAGUAGACCUCCUAACAAUAAUAUAAAUAAAGACGAAAAAAAGUCUUCUAGCAAUACUUCUGUUGAAACUUCACCUGAAAAGUUAGAAGUCUUAAAAACCUUUCUUGGUAAUCGUUAUGAUGUUAAACUAGUCAAGUUAGAUUUGUCUAAUAUUUCAAGUGAGAAAAUUCUUUUUGAAAAUCGGAUAGAAGGGCAUGCUGGAAAUUUUAAAUUUAUGAACACUAUAUUUACUAUUAUAAAUUCUAUAUGCCCUCAAUUAAAAUCUUUAGAUUUGUCACAUAAUGGUAUUACAAGAUUAAACACUCUUGAAUUUUUAGCAGAUAAGUGUCCAGAAUUAGAGGAGUUAAAUUUGUCAAGAAAUCAAAUUCGCUUUUCAGGGGAAUUAACGAAAAUUGCUUCAAACAAAAAGUUAAAAAGGUUGUUUUUAAAUGAUAAUCCAUUUUCAGACAAUUACAAGUCAGACAAUGUUGCCUAUAUAGCAGAGAUUCGCAGUAAACUACCUGAUAUUGAAGAGUUAGACGGUGUUGUUUUACCAAAAACUAUUAAAUGUGACUUACUCUCAGAAUCUGUUAUUCCAGAAUCAAAACCAGCUUAUACUGAAAACCAAGAUGCAUUAAAAUUGAUAGCAACAUUUUUAGAAAAUUAUUAUAAGAUAUAUGAUUCUAGUGAUGCAAGUUAUCGCCAACAUUUAUUAGGAGCAUAUCAUAAUGAUGCGGUGUUUUCUAUGUCUUUAAAUACAGGAAUAUCUUCAAGUAGCAAAAGUCAUUCGUUGAAUGAUUAUGUCAAAAUAAGUAGAAACUUGCGACGAAUACGUGAACGAAAUAUAAGACAUCAGCUUAUUAAACAAUCAAAACUUGCUGUUGUUGCUUUUUUAACUGAGCUGCCAACAACAACACACAAAUUAGAUUCUUUUGUUCUUGAUAUACCUGUUGUGACGCCAUCAUGUCUUGUAUUCACUAUUCAUGGAGUUUUUUUGGAAAAGAAGUUGAAUAUUUUGAGAGGUUUUUCUAGAGUUUUUGUUAGUGUGCCUGAAACAAAUUCCCAGUUUUUAAUUAUAAAUGAUGAACUUCACAUUAGAAAUAUCACUGAUGCACAACUAGCUAAGUUCGAAAUAAAACCAAUUGAGACAAAAGAGCAAGAAUUGUUAAGUGAGACAAAACAACAAGAACUAAUAAAACAGUUUUCUUUGCACUCUAAAAUGAACUUGAAAUGGUCUUGUGAUUGUUUAGUAUCAAAUGGAUGGAAUUUUGAGCAAGCUGCUACAAAAUUUACUGAACUAAAUAAUUUGGGAAAAAUUCCACCAGAAGCAUUUGUUAUAUAAUUUUUAUUAAAUCAUAUUAUAUUUCUGACUGUAAACUUGUUUGUUUGAAUUGGUAUUAGUAGUUGAGAA